CGCGAGCCUGUUUAAGCUAAAAUUGCAAUAAAAAGUAGUACUAUGGUCUACAGUUAGUUUCUCGUAAAAUUUCGCACCCAAGGGACGAAUACUAAGCCCCUGUUCAGCAGAUUUCGUAAAGUUUGCACUCUGAUUUUGACUAACGAGCAGAUUGGUUCCUUAAUUUUCUGAUUCAGUCUAUAGUAAUGAAAUUCUUACACAGUUACAAUUUAUUAGAACUUCUGUACUAAUACUGUGACCUCGGUUUGCUCUACAGUCAAAAGUGCUUUUAGAAAUAAAAUACGGGUCAAGGCGACAUGUAAAUUGAUCAUCAUUUUCAUGCACCACGCAGCUACGAUAAAAAAAAAUCGUAGUGAGCGCAGGUGGUACCAACUAUUUCACAUUUUGUUGCUAAGGAGUUGUAAAAUCAAUUUUACUCAAGGACAUAAUUUCUGUGUAAUCACUAGUCACAAACACAUUUAUGGAACUGUGUUUUUAAGGAAACGAUUAAAAUGAACGAUAUGGAAAUAGAAUCGCUGAAAAAUGAACUAGAGCAUGAAAAAAAUUGUAGAGAAUCCGCAUCCUGGCAGAAUGGUGAAAUUGAAAAACAAAUUAUGCAAAUGCAAGAAGAACUACGCAAACCAGAAUAUCCAUGGGAUCAUGACGAUGCCUUGUCUAGAGAAAGCUCUAAACACAAACAACUCUUAGACGCUAUAGAUACUUUGAAGGAGCAACUUCCGUUGUUGAAGGAGAAAAUUAAAAAUGCAAAAAUGUGCGGCCCCGAUUGUAAGCUGAAACAUGACGAUUUAAAUAUAAAUUUAGAUCUUUUAACCCCGGCAGAACUGUUGCGUACAGUGAAAAGAUUUGAAAGGCUCAAAACUGAUUUGAUAAGUACACUGCGCAGUAAAGAAUGGCGUUUGGAUUCGGAGUCAAAGCUGUUCGUGAGAGUGAACGAUCAACGGACAUAUUUACAAAACGAGUUGAUGAUAUGUCAGAACAAUAUCAUGAGACUGCAGAAGAAUGGAGGGUAUUGGCAUUCCAGGAAUUUUACUCGGAAGAAUGACGAAAGAGUGUUCGACCCAAAGCGGGGACCAAUAAAGAAGAUGAUUGGUAACGAACUAUUGCCGCCUAUAACGACUUAGCAAAUUUCCCGCGUAAAUUUGAAGUUGAAUCAACUGUCAACUGUCAAAAACGUUUUUCAUCUCCGAAGAAGUCAGAUUGUCAAGUCCUAAUAGACUUUGUACCGUAGUGUUUAUUCAAAAUAUAUGUAAUAUCUAUUAACAACAUUAUAUUAGAUAGAAUUAGCUCACAAAUCCUUUUUUUACAUAUUAAGUGAAGAUAAAAAUCACGUGAAAUCAUUAAAUGCCGUUUGUAAGCAUUUCGCAUUAGGAAUCGUUUCAGAUUAGAUAAAUUUUUCGUGUAGAUUAUUUAAUAAAAAAGUAAUACACUUCCAAUUAGGAUGUUCUAGUAUCAGAAAAGAAGCAGCAAUAUUUUGCGCAGUUUAUGAAUUCCUUAUCUCCUUCCUUUACUGACUCAACUGACUAACUUCAAAAAUAGCUUCAUACGGAAUUAUGGAAGUUGUGCAACCAUUGUAAUUUUGAUACUACCCUUUAUUAAGAUAGUACAAUAUAAUCUUCAUGAUAAAUCUUUCAAUAACAUUUUCAAUAAGAUUUCCAAUAACAAUAAAAUUAUUGUAUAG
Messenger RNA from Bombyx mandarina (wild silkworm), 1678 nucleotides. RefSeq lists its product as uncharacterized. The record is from RefSeq and is a predicted model, not a curated record. NCBI's taxonomy places the organism in Eukaryota, Metazoa, Arthropoda, Insecta, Lepidoptera, Bombycidae.